Messenger RNA from Phytophthora infestans T30-4, 1357 nucleotides. RefSeq lists its product as uncharacterized. The record is from RefSeq and is a predicted model, not a curated record. The transcript has a single exon. The coding region runs from base 179 to 1357 and encodes 392 amino acids. Gene Ontology annotation, molecular function: protein binding. Lineage: Eukaryota; Oomycota; Peronosporomycetes; Peronosporales; Peronosporaceae.
UGUGGUUGCAGUGGAAACACAAACUAGCUUUGAAGACCUACAACAAGGUGAACAGAAACAAACCCAGCAAGUUCUCACUAGCAAUUCCGUUAAGGACGAUACGGCCAGUUGGACUCAACAAAGCUCGAGCAGUCUUCAGUUGAACUCGUACCUAGAAAAUGAGCCUGUGCAGCCACAAAUGCUCACUGAUUCACCCGACUUAGAACAACAAGGUUUGAUUGACGAAUCAGUUUUUGAUGCUGAAAUUCCGAUGCCGAAGAGGCCACCGCAGCACUACAAUGAGCUCAAACUUGACCACGUGGUGUGUGCUGACGUAAUUGCUGAAGUCAAAGAGCCCCAAGCCGUACGCGCGUUGGACGUGCAUCCAACUGGAAACCAUCUCGCUGUCGGUACUAAUGCACGUGCGCUACGAGUCUUUAAUUUAUCAACCCCGUUACAGCAGCGACAAGAGCAAUUAUCCUGGUCUUCUCCGCUUAACUCGAUAUUACCAUUACUCCCUGUCUCCCUUGAAAGACACAAGCAUCAUGACUCGGGGAUUUAUUGUGUUGCCUACAAUCACCAUUUACGCAAUUCCAAUGCCACUUCGAUGAUCGCAUCAGGUGCAGCCGAUGGGUCCGUGAAGGUGUUGGUAACGACGGUUAGAGAUCCAGUACAGAGGCAACAAGUCGACGAAUUCUGGAUACAACGAGGCGACAUUAACGGAGCUAUGGGCAAGACUCGAGCACUGAAAUUUUCGUCGUCUCAUCUACUAUGGACUACGUCAACAAACGAUCGUCGCUUAUGUUGUUGGGAUAUUCAGCGAGCUCAUAGGAGCUCAAAAUCGAGUCCCUUUCAGACUCUUGAUGGUCAUGUUGGGGAGAUUCAGACGAUUGCUAUGCCGUAUCCUUCAACGUCAGCGUCGCCAAGUACCUUAUUGCUUAGUGCAGCCCUCGAUAAAACGGUUCGACUGUGGGACACUCGCAGUAGACGUUGCGAGCGUUUGGUGACGUCUGGAGUCCACGCUGCCUUUGCACUGGAUUUCCACCCAAAUGAUGAUACUCGGAUAGUCUCUGGCCACCAAGACGGCAACAUUUCUCUAUGGGAUCUGCGAUCUACCGCACGAGAGGCAUUACAGACUCUUGCGUCCCACCAAAACGAAUGUCGAUCGGUGCGCUGGUCUCCUGGAGGCCAGUGGCUGCUCAGUGCCGCUUUCGACGGUACACUUUGCAUCAUGCAAGUCUCCAGCUCAUCGCUACAGCCUGUCGCUAGUUACCACAAACAUUCCGGAAAGGUAUUGCAAGCACAAUGGCAUCCAACUGAACCAGCAUUCGUGUCCUCAGGCGCAGACAAGCGGGUCAAGCUCUGGGCCUUCGCAUGA